Aaosphaeria arxii CBS 175.79 is the source of this 651-nucleotide messenger RNA. RefSeq lists its product as uncharacterized. The coding region runs from base 14 to 511 and encodes 165 amino acids. NCBI's taxonomy places the organism in Eukaryota, Fungi, Ascomycota, Dothideomycetes, Pleosporales. The record is from RefSeq and is a predicted model, not a curated record. The transcript has a single exon.
CAAACUCAACUUCAUGGACCUCUCCGAAACGCCCCUCCGACCCACCGCGCCCCGCAAGAGACUCCGCCGCAAAGCCUCGAACCAAUCCCUCCCUGCUCCCUCCUCCGGCGCUCGCGAGAUCCGCUCUUCAAAACACUUCUUCACCCGCGCCGCGACAAUCGACCUCGCAUACGGCACCAACGCCUCCUCCUCCCCCUCCCAUACCACCAACCCAUCCCCCGGAACCUCCUCCCAGCACACUCACCACAGACCAGGCUUCCCCCUGCACUCCCUCCCCAUCGACGCCGUGACCUUCCGCCCAGUCUUCUACCGCCGGCGGCUCGACGCAUCGACGCGGAACAGGAUAUACGUCAGGGACGAGGCGGUCGAUGGGCCGUUGUCGAAGAACUCACAGAGGCUGUUCAGGAGGGUGGAGAAGGGGGCGUUUGGGGGGCUUGUGCUGCAUAGUUCGAUGGUCGGGGCGAGUGUUGCGCGGAUGACGAAUAGCGUGGAUGUGUAUUGUCUGCAUUGAUUUUUAUUGUGUCGUGGAGUUGUUUGAGAUUUUCUUGGUUCUACUGUGAGGGGGGUUGUGAGGUAUAGAUGACGCGUGAUUGUAUUUGUUCUUUUGAUACUAUGCAAUAUCGAUAUGAUCCAUCAAUAUUCUUCUCAACC